This is a messenger RNA of Penaeus monodon (black tiger shrimp), 432 nucleotides long. RefSeq names its product dentin sialophosphoprotein-like. The coding region runs from base 1 to 432 and encodes 143 amino acids. NCBI's taxonomy places the organism in Eukaryota, Metazoa, Arthropoda, Malacostraca, Decapoda, Penaeidae. The transcript is spliced from 2 exons. The record is from RefSeq and is a predicted model, not a curated record.
AUGUCUACUGAUAGUGCAGACCGGGAUAGUGCAGCCCAGGAUAGUGCAGACCGGGAUAGUGCAGACCGGGAUAGUGCAGACCGGGAUAGUGCAGACCAGGAUAGUGUAGACCGGGAUAGUGCAGACCGGGAUAGUGCAGACCGGGAUAGUGCAGACCGGGAUAGUGCAGCCCAGGAUAGUGCAGACCGUGAUAGUGCAGACCGGGAUAGUGCAGACCGGGAUAGUGCAGCCCAGGAUAGUGCAGACAGUGAUAUUGCAGACAGGGAUAGUGCAGACCGGGAUAGUGCAGACCGGGAUAGUGCAGACCGGGAUAGUACAGACCGGGAUAGUGCAGAUAGGGAUAGUACAGACAGGGAUAGUGCAGACCGAGAUAGUGCAGACCGGGAUAGUGCGGACAGGGAUGCUGUAGCCCGGGGUAAUGUUGCUGAAUAG